GGCAUGGAGUCGUCUGGCGGCACAGGCACUUGACUGCAUGGGGCUGGCGCGGGUACUUGACUGCGUGGGGCUGGCGCGGGUACUUGACUGCGUGGGGCUGGUACAGGCACUUGAAGCCGAGGAGGCGGUGCGGGCACUUGAGGCCGAGGAGGCGGCGUGGGCACUUGAGGCCAAGGAGGCGGCGUGGGCACUUGAGGCCAAGGAAGCGGUGCGGGAACUUGAGGCCGAGGAGGCGGCGCUGUCACUUGGGGCGGAGAAGGCGGCGCGGUAACUUUCAGGCUGAGGAGGCGGCGCGGGAACUUGAAGCCGUGGAGCAGUGACGGGCCUAAUGCCGUCGGCGUGGGCGAGCACGCCGUGGUUUCCGAACUGUGUUCUCUGUUAGACUAGGUAGCACGUUACGUGGUGAAAUCGAAGGAGGGGUGUAGGAAAUGCGGGCCUUACCUGGGUGUCCCCGGAGGCCAGUACAAGGAGAUCCAGUAUGGAUGGCCAACUGGGAAUCCAGGUAAGGGUCCGGGAAAAAAGGCUGGGAAGGGGACAUGGACUGUGGGGGACGAGACAAAAACUGAGAGGGUGAAAAAAUACAAUCAAAAUCUGGGUUGGAAUCGGAGUCGGAGUUAACUAAAUCGGGGCCAGCUUCACAAUCGGAAAAAUCAGAAUCAAGAAAACGAUAACGAGGGGGUGCUUGUAGGGAGACUUCUCCAGUGUGAGGGACAUGCCCCCCAGUGCUCCUAUGACCACGGGCACGACUGUUGCAUUCACGUUCCAGGCUCUCUCCAGCUCUUCCUUGAGCCCUUGAUAUUUCUCAAGUUUCACUUGUUCCUUUUUCCCUAAUCUUGCUAACACUGAGGAUCACAGUGGCUAUCCUCUGCUGCGUAUCCAUGAUCACAAUGUCCGGUUGGUUGGCCACGAUUCUCUUUUCAGUCUGUAUCUGGAAGUCCCACAGGAUCUUAUCUCAUGUUCCACCACCUUGGUGGGUGUUAGAUAUAAAUGUCUAUAUACAGUAUAGAUAUUCUUUCUAACUAACACAGUGAAUACUAUAUUGACAAUGAGCCAAUGAGGAUUUGUUUGUGGGUCGAAGUUCAUUGUGAAUGUGAAUCAAUGGGGAGUUUUUUUUUGUUGCUCCAAAAGGUUCAAAGUGUACUUCUUGUGUGCAAUUUUGCCAAAAUAUUUUUCAAGAGCAGCGAGAAUAGCUAGUAGUUGUACUAGAGGUUUGUAUAUAUAUUUACAGUAUAUUAAAUAUUACCAUGUUAUUUUUAAGUGGUAGUUGUGUUCUAUUAUCAUGGCGUGAGCAUUGUGAGUGUUUAUCAGUCUAAGUGCACUCAGUGAGUCCUCUACUGCGCCGCCUAUUUUAGGACAUCAAGCAGGAAUCGCGGCCUGAGGUUGUAUUGGUUUCAGUCUUAUUCACGUCGCGGAAAAAGGCUCUUUGUGUUUGCUGCGUGUGUGUUCCACUGACCGGAGGAAGGCAGUCAUGUGUUUGUUUGAAGAGAAGAAGAAUAGAAAGCAACACUGAUGCACCAUUCUCACUCAAACAAAAUGACGUGAAUAAACAAAUUGUGAAAAUGUAGGACUUUUUGCUAAGUAGCUGAUUGUGAGUGAAAUUCAUGCUUCUAUAUUGACCCAUAUUGUACUUCCUUCCUUUACAAUUAUUUUCCUUACUUCCUCUCUCUUGUCUCCUUGCCUCUGGCUCCAUCAUCCUCACCCUCAUUACCCCUUUUCCUUUCUCUUGAACCUCUAGUGUAGCUCUGUAAUAGAAAGACCGGAAUCACUGUGGUAACCUGGGAGAGAAAAGUGCUGGGGUUCUUGGCUCGGUCACAGCAGGAGAGAGAGAACGGGCAAGAGAGAAAGGAGGAGAAGCGCUCGUGUAGUGCAUGCUUCAAACAGACGGCGUGUGUGACUUGUAAAGGAGCGAAGGGGAGCUCUUUAGGGUAUAGUUUUCCAGUAUUAAACAAAUUUAGGGUGGAUUACUCAGAAGCAUCGUCAGAGCCUUGCUGGACUGUUGGCCCCCCCUUAUGGAGCAAUGGAGAGCGGCUCUAACAAUGACAGACUUGCCGACAAAGACAACUUGAACUCCGACUCUGCCAACAAAACUCAUAAUAAGAUUCCCACAGAAAAGCUCCAACGAGCUGGCAAGGUUCUGCGCAACGCCAUACUGUCCCGAGCCCCUCACAUGAUCCGAGACAGGAAAUACCACCUCAAGACAUACAGACAAUGCUGCGUCGGCACCGAACUGGUGGACUGGCUCGUGCUCCAGAGCGCUUGCGUUCUCACCCGUUCCCAUGCGGUUGGCAUGUGGCAAGCGCUGCUAGAAGAUCAGGUGCUGAAUCACGUGGACCAGGAACUGGGUUUUCAGGACAAAUACCUGUUCUACCGCUUUCUGGAUGACGAGGAAGAGGACACGCCAUUGCCUAGUGAGGAGGAGAAGCGGGAGAGCGAAGAGGAACUGCCAGAGACGAUCCUCUUCCUUGCUCAGAUUGGACCGGACGCACUGCUGCGCAUGAUCCUCAGGAAAUCGCCUGGUCAGAGGACAGGCGAUGACCUGGAGAUCAUUUAUGAUGAGCUGCUUCACAUCAAGGCCUUAGCUCACCUUUCCAACACUGUGAAGCGGGAACUGGCAAGUGUUGUCAUCUUCGAGUCACACGCUAAAGCUGGAACCGUGUUGUUCAACCAAGGAGAAGAGGGCACCUCAUGGUACAUCAUUCAAAAGGGCUCCGUCAAUGUUGUUAUCUAUGGCAAGGGGGUGGUGUGCACGCUCCAUGAGGGGGACGACUUUGGAAAGUUGGCCCUGGUUACAGAUUCACCUCGUGCUGCCUCCAUCGUCCUGAGAGAGGACAACUGCCACUUCCUUCGGGUAGACAAGGAGGAUUUCAACAGGAUUCUUAGGGAUGUGGAAGCCAACACAGUACGUUUGAAAGAGCACGAGCAAGCCGUGCUGGUCUUAGAGAAGAGCCCUCGAGCGUCCACCUUGGGGAGCAUCAAGUACACUGUGAUCUCAGGCACUCCAGAGAAAAUUCUGGAGCACUUUUUGGAGACCAUGAGAAUGGACAUUCAUCACAGUGAACAAGACCCAGCAGUGGAUGAUUUUGUCCUCAUGCAUUCUGUCUUCAUGGCCAACAGUCAGCUGUGCCCGCUACUUAUGGCUCACUACCAUGCGGCUUCUCCACCCGGUUCGGAACAGGAGAGGUUAGAGCAUGCGCUCAACUGCAAAAGGAGGGCUCUAAUUCUGGCCCUGCGCUGGGCUAACACACAUACGUAUCUCCUACAAGAGGAGCCUGCUGCAAUUUCCUUCCUGGAGGAGUUGUUUGGAAGUGUUUCAAAUGAUUCGCGCAUGCUCAGAGCAUUGAAAGAUUUGCUUCCUGACCUAGAGAAAGUCGUCAAAUUACAUUCGGAGGAAGCCAAGUCAACAAAAAAGAAGACUUUAAUACGGCAGUUCAGUAAUGGGGAGGAGAGGUUGCAGAAGAAACAGGCCAUUCGAAAUCAAGAUGACAUCCUACUGAAGGUGUACUGCAGUGACCACACGUACACCACCAUUCGGGUUGCCGUGGCAGCGACGGGCAGAGAAGUGAUUUGCGCCGUAGCUGACAAACUGGGUUCCACGGACGAGCUGGUGCUGGUUCACCUCAACUCUGCUGGCGAGAAACAAAUCUUGAAGCCAAAUGAUGUGUCUGUGUUUUCAACUGUGAGCAUCAACGGCCGAUUAUUUGCCUGCGCACGAGAACAACUCAGUAGUCUCACUCCUCUUCCAGACCAGGAGGGACCCUCUGCUGGUUCCAUGUCGACUUUUGAGCUGAUGAGUUCCAAGGAUCUCGCCUAUCAAAUGACAAUGUUUGACUGGGAGCUCUUCAGCUGCAUGCAUGAGCACGAACUGCUCUACCACACGUUCGGCCGCCAGAACUUCCGAAGAACCACAGCCAACUUGGACCUUUUCCUGCGAAGGUUCAAUCAGGUUCAGCUGUGGGUCGUCACCGAGGUGUGCCUCUGCGCGCAGCUCAGUAAGAGGGUCCAGCUCCUCAAAAAGUUCAUCAAGAUUGCAGCACACUGCAGGGAGUUCAAGAACCUGAAUUCAUUCUUCGCCAUCAUCAUGGGCAUGAGCAACCCUGCCGUCAGCAGGCUGAGUCAGACAUGGGAGAAGCUGCCUACCAAGUUUAAAAAGUUCUACGCAGAGUUCGAAAGCAUGAUGGACCCGUCCAGAAACCAUCGAUCCUACCGGCUUACAGUCAGCAAACUUGAGCCGCCGAUUAUCCCAUUUAUGCCCCUCCUACUCAAAGAUAUGACUUUUACUCAUGAAGGCAACAAGACAUUCAUUGACAGUAUGGUCAAUUUUGAGAAAAUGCGCAUUAUCGCGAACACGAUUCGGCAAGUGCGGCACUGUAGAAGCCAGCCUUUCAAUCCUGACAUCUGCCAACCCAACAAGAAUCAAGCAGAGGUCAGAGGUUACGUCCGGAAGCUGUGCGUGAUCGACAACCAGAGGGUGCUGACGCAGCUCUCCUACAGACUGGAACCUCGCCGGACAUGAGAUUCCAAUCUUUCACCAUGUCGCCUUCCUUGUGACUCCACACAAAGCUGACGCACUAAGUAGCAAGACAGUCAAUGACUCGGAAAACUUUAAGGACAAAUGCUGUGCCAUUAAAGGCCUCCUUCUAUCGCUGUGUCUUAGCCCCGAGAACGAGGCUUAUUAUCGUAUUAGUUGUUACUGUUUGGGACCUGUUAGUUAGAAAUGUCAUGUAUAGAAAACUUGAAUCAAUAUCCUGCAUGACUCAACAUCAUAGGCUUGGUGGGUUUCUAUCAGAGUGUCCUGCAAUGUUGGUGCCAGAUCUUUGCUUUGUUUAUUUGUCACACCCAGUUUAAAAGUUUCACACAAAAGCUACAGAAUGGGGGAGCUAAUAAUAACUAGCUUAAUGCUAACAGAUAAUGUGAAACCUUAAAGGGAACCACAGAUACAAAGACUUGUAGUUCUUAAAAGAUAAACGUUAGUAUGAGUUAAAAAAAAUUGAUAUUAAAACCUCUCGAUGUUUUCAUUUUUUUACAACUUUUAAAAAUUAGUUAACUAGUAGGUCGCCAUUGUUGUUGAUGUCGCAGGGCGGUGACGUCAGUGCCUGGCUUCCAGAGAAUGACUAGCGACACAAACGUCAUCUGUUCAUACGUAGUAAUAUCAAAUAAGGGUGGUUUAAAUACACUACGUGACUAAUGUGGUCAAUAGAUCAACAAUCUGCUUUAAAGCUACCACAAGAAAACAGAAUGCUUAAAAGUGUGAGAGGGAAACACAUGCAAAACGUAUUUUGAAGCUAUGAAAAGGUAAUAAAAGGUGCCUUCUACAUGCAGACGCUCCGAUAAGACAAAUUUCAUGUUUGCAUUUCUAUGGGCCCGUCUCCAUUUGAACAAUGUUACAAUUCCGCAUGAAAACAAUGUAGUAUUCAUGCCAGGCCCUAGGGGGCAGUGCAGAUUUACAAGGAGACAGCGAAUGAUGCACUUUGACCCCAAGUUCCUCAGCCCGGAAAAAAAUAUGCCCGCCCACUCAAAGCGAUGGCAUUUUUCUUUUGUUCAAAAAGGCACAAAAAUAGAAACAUUCAACAUAUUUAAUUUAAAAAUAUUAUUGAAACAGUAAAUUAAAGCCGUCAUAUUUGCUGUUUUCAAUGUUUAGUAGCACCGCUGCGCAUGCCCAAUGUGACGUGUACGAGUGCUGACGUUAUAGGCACGGUGUCGCACCGCGGGAGCCUUUGAUAUGCAUGCGGAGAUAGCCCCCCUCAAUCUCAGGGCAAUAGAAUUCUUCCGCUUUGGAGGCAGAAUUCAGAAUUUUUCGUUCUCACCGACACCAUAUGCACGCGAGGCAACUCCGCAAUAUAGUCAUUGCGUCUUCAUGUCGCUGAGUCCCCAUGUAAACUGCCCUAAAGACUCAAAAACACAAAUAUUAAGUACUCACCGCUUUUAAACGAUGUGCUCAUGUGUUGGACGUCUUGCCACAUAAAAAAACAAGGCAAGCAACAAAGGGAUCGAGAAUACCAUUUGUCAAAUGGCAGCAAGUCAAUAUCUUGGCAACGUGCCAAGGAUCGGUUUAAAGAUACUGCUGAUGUGCUGGAAUUGGAUGCAGUACGACGUUGGGAACUCAUCCCGCAGCUCUGUAACAAAACAAUCUGACCAGCAGCAGAAUGUGCUAAAAUCACGCCAGUCGUCAUACUGGCUUUGCUUACUAGCUAGCACAGCUAUUCACCCAGUCCAGGCCAACUACGUUGUCACUACGAGCGUCCAUUGCGCACAUAAAACAUGGCGCCCUCCGUGGGUCAGAACAUAUACUAAAUAUGAUAGAUUUUUAAAUCUGUGACAAUAUUUUAUGUGUUUCUAAUAGCAUAUUUUAGUAAAAGAGAACAAUUGUGGCGUAUCAGAGCCUACAAGUCUUUAAGUCCGAGGUUCCCUUUAAUUAGGCAACAACUCUUCCAUGACACUGUACUACACUGACAUUCACUUAUGUGUGAACCAAAAAGUUUGAGGGUUACGAAUUUAAACAAUUACAAAAGAGACAACUUCCUCCAAAAACAAACAAACAAUGUGUUACGUUGAGAUGACGUUUCAAAUUCAAAGUUGUGUAUCUAACCCUUUACAGGUAGAGUAGCUAUUUUAUGCGCCAUUAAAAAAGAUAAAGACUUGGCGUCCACAUACAUCAACAUCGCAUUUUGGGUCAUGUAGGCAGCAAUAUUAACAUUUGGAAAAUCUGACCUACGUGAUACAUAUAGAAGUUAAUUAUUUAUUUUAUAAAAUAUUGAUUUUAUAAAUAAAAUACACUUACAAAUGAAUAAAGUGUUAAUUAGAAAUGAUGUAUAAAGUAAAUAUACCUGAUUGUAGGUAUUCAUUCCCUAGCGCAGAACUAUUUUUCCAAUAAAUUAAAUAAUUUCAUUUACAAUGAGAAAGCAGACAUUCGCUUAAGCAGUCAAAUUAAAAACAUUUUAUUUCUGACCUCUGUGACCUAUGACCUCCUCGCAUCGUAUCACCUACCGUACCAUAAAUGGGCUAAUCUGUGGUCAAGUUAUUGCAUAUUUAUGUUUCUGACCGCUAUGACCUUUGACCUUAUGACCUCAAAACUUAAUUUAUCUCUCCCCUUUCAUAUUACAAACAUAUACUGCAAGUUUGGUGAUCAAUCCCUUUAUUCGUUUGUUAAAAAAACCCUCAAUAUUUUAAUGAGUGCCCUAUCAACUUUUAAUCAACUUAAUUAACAUUAACUUGUCCAACAUACAAUGUCAGCUAGCUUAAUGCUAAAGCUCAAUGAAAAAUCCAAUUUGUUAGUGAAAUCAGCAUCAACGUUGUGUUAGUUGUCACCUUCCAGGCAGUGGUUUGUAGACAGAAAAUGUAACAAUCACUGGUGUUAUAUUCUUUAUCCUCCGUGACAAAUAACAAAAUAAGGCAAAUAUUACUGCAGUUUACUGAGUCACUUAGUUGUGAAACUCUUCAUAUUGUAUUCCUGUUAUUCUGUAUUAUACUGCAGUGAAGGAUUGUGUUGCAGCGCCAUUGACGGCGAUAGAUGUCCAGUCCAUUUAGACUGCUACUCCCAGUCAAUGGCAGCCAAGUUUUUUUUUUUUUUUUUUCCCCAGAGUAAAACUCCUGAUGCUCCUCGGUGAUGUUGCUUGUUAGGAUUUUUCCUGAGGUCAGUUGUUCAUUUGGCUGUGUGAAGGUAAACAAAAGUGCAUAAUUCCAGGAGAAGUCUCCCAAACUUUUCUACUUCUGUUCUGUCCAUCUGUGUUUUUUCUUACAUGUAGGUUUUGGGUGUGAUAUUGACAAGCGUUGUUAAUUUUCAGUUGAUCUCAGGAGCUUUAAAUGUGGUGAUGUGUAUUGAGAAAUGCCCGGUGGCUCGCUUCUGUCAUGAGCAGCUGGUAUCUGUGCUGUACAUGUUAAUAAAA
Molecule: messenger RNA, 7883 nt
Organism: Corythoichthys intestinalis (scribbled pipefish)
Lineage: Eukaryota; Metazoa; Chordata; Actinopteri; Syngnathiformes; Syngnathidae
Product: rap guanine nucleotide exchange factor 4-like
Exons: 27
Coding region: 2018-4513 (831 amino acids)
Biological process (GO): Ras protein signal transduction; positive regulation of GTPase activity
Cellular component (GO): plasma membrane
Molecular function (GO): guanyl-nucleotide exchange factor activity
Source: RefSeq, a predicted model, not a curated record